UGAUGUGGAUUAUUGUGCGUGUUACUUAAAAGCUGUAUGUCAACAUGAAUAUUUAAAUGACAUGUAAGGAUUGCUUACUACACAAACUGAACUUCCAUGCACUGUGAUGUGUGCAUUUUAUUUUCCAUAUAGUGAAAACUGUCAGGAGACCUGCACCAGGCAGAACAUGUACAUAUGAAGGCCAUGGUGUAGGCCAAGGCUAAUGAUGUAUUGUAGUAUGUACUUUGAAGAGAAACAGGCAAAUUAAAUGUUAGUAAAAUUGUAAUGCAUCUUCAGUAUUUAAUGGUAUGGUGUGUGUGUAUAUACUUUUUAGUACACAAGUGUGUUCUAUUGAACAUCUGCUUAGUUUUGCAAGACUUUGUGUGUGCAUAUAGUUCUAACUGCACUGCUGUAUCGUUUUCUUGUAAAAGUAUUUUCCUAAAUUAUGAGUCUUUUUCUACACAGAUGGUGGUUAGCAUUAAAACGAUGCGCGAGUGCACAGCUGCUGCACCUCCCUGUGAAGGAACAGGGCACUGUCACAAGGAGGUCACACUUUGAGCAACUUUCUAUUCCAUGGACAUAUUAACCAUUACCCUUUAAAGUGUUGAAGAGAUUAAAUCUACGUGUGUGUGUGUGUUGCAGACUGUGUGGGACAAAGACAAAGCAGAGAGAAAAAGGAAAGCUGAACUGUGCUGGAAAAAGACCAUGGCUCAAACAUUACAGAGCCAGAGUCAUUUUAUCAAUAAGUACAUAGAUCUGCUCACGCAGGAUUCAGAGGAUCUGGACGCCUCAGCCUCUACAUCAGCAGAGCAUAGCCCCAGUUCAUGUGACGGUGCUCUGGUGUGUGUGGGACCUCGUCGUUGGCGUGCCAGAGGAGGAGAGAGGAGGCAGAUGGAGAUGUGUAUCCUGUGUCACAAAGCGCAGGAGAUCCUACCUGAUGGCACCGCCAUGGUGCUCGCAGCCUUUGUCCAACGCUCUACGGUCAUGUCCGAGAACCGCAAAAGACCCCCUCACAAUCCAGAGAGCUGUGAUCCCCUCUUCAUGUACCCUGACCUGUCCUUUGGUACCCAUACCGGCAGCUGUGGCCACAUCAUGCACUCUCACUGCUGGCAGAGAUACUUUGAGACACUCCAGAGUCAGGAUGCGCAGUGGCUGCAUGAGCAAACCAGUUACGAUGUAGAGAAUGGGGAGUACUUGUGUCCAUUCUGUAAGUGUCGCAGUAACACCGUCAUUCCUCUCCUGCCCCUCACUGAGACCACCUGCAGUUACAGCAAUAGUGAGCAGCCAGGUCUGGCUCAUUGGCUGAAUACAACGUAUACAAGCCAAUCAGAGCCUUGUACUCUGCUCAUGAGAGAGCCAAGCCAACAAAUGCUGGUGAGUCAGAGACUGUGGAGGACUCUCCUCCUCCUGAGAGUUUCAGGCUGGACCACACACCAGUCACGCCUUAUUCAAGCUCCAUAAGGGAGAUGCUGAUGACAUUUGGGACCGCAACUUAUAAAGUUGGGCUUAAGGUGCACCCUAAUGAGCAGGACCCCCGUGUACCUAUCAUGUGCUGGGGCAGCUGUUCUUGCACCAUCCAGUCUAUAGAGAGAUUAUUGGUAGAUGAGGAGAAGCCUUUGUUUGGAAGUUUACCCUGUAGACAGGUAUGACAACCAAACUUAUUGUCAUAUCUCAGCCCAGCCAGGACUCGGUUUCCCGAGAAGCAACACAGUAUUCUACUGUGUUUAUUCGAUAAGUGACUUUGGCCUUUGCUUACGUCCCCGACCACGAUUUCUGUCUUACCCCGUUUGUUUUGUUUGCAUGAUCGCCUGACCCUCGCUUGCUUCUUGACUACGGACUGUGUUCACCCCUCUGGAUUAUUCUGCCUGAACCUGCCGCCCGCUUCUGCUUCUGUAUUCCCCACGGUACGCGACACUUAUCAUGCCAGAAUGAAUUCUUCUUUCGAGGGAUGUGUGAUGAUGUAAUAAAUUCUGUACCAGUGGUAUUGUUAGUGCUGUUAAAAUACUCCACUAAGCACUGUUUGCUUGCAGGAUGGAGUAGUUAAUUGUACACUGGAAUAAAUUCUUCCGAUGAUUUGAUUUGCUUUUCACUUGUAAUUCUAAAUAUAAAAGCAUAUAUAUAUAUAUAUAUAUAUAUAUAUAUAUAUAUAUAUAUAUAUAUAUAUAUAUAUAUAUAACUGUGUGUAUAUAUAAAUGAAAAUAGACUGCAUCUGUAAAAUCAUUACUCAAGCUUCUGCGCAUCAUUCGCACUCUAAAGAUAUCUAGAAGAUUGCUCAGUUAUGUUCGGGGUUCAUUUUGGUAGCAUUACUAAAUAUUCUGAAUCACAAAUAUCUGCAGGUAUUAUGCUCUCCUUCCUCAGUUCUAAUUCCUUCUAUAUCCUGUGAUAUUUAUCCAUAUUUUGUAUCCUAAAUAAUAAAAAAUAAGUGUCAUAAAACGUGCCCUUGUUUAGGAGACUAUUUGAGUUCCCUGGCUCAGUUUGGCUCUGCGUGCUGGACUGUCUCCUCUCACUCCUCUGUGCAAAAUCACUUCAUGUGACUGUUGGCAGCACUUGUUCUUGCUCCCCAGGUGGAAAGUUCCCCCUGCAUUCUGGAUGUGGACAUGUUCCACUUAGUGGUCAGUGUCUGUGGUUUCUUUGGCUGUAGUCUCUGGCAAGGAAAAACUCCCUAAGAUGUUUUAAGAGGAAGAAACCUUGAGAGGAACCCGACUCAGAAGGGAACCCAUCCUCAUCUGG
Molecule: messenger RNA, 2709 nt
Organism: Ictalurus punctatus (channel catfish)
Lineage: Eukaryota; Metazoa; Chordata; Actinopteri; Siluriformes; Ictaluridae
Product: E3 ubiquitin-protein ligase UBR2-like
Exons: 10
Coding region: 685-1440 (251 amino acids)
Biological process (GO): ubiquitin-dependent protein catabolic process via the N-end rule pathway
Cellular component (GO): cytoplasm; ubiquitin ligase complex
Molecular function (GO): ubiquitin protein ligase activity
Source: RefSeq, a predicted model, not a curated record